Messenger RNA from Cucurbitaria berberidis CBS 394.84, 834 nucleotides. RefSeq lists its product as uncharacterized. Bases 1 to 834 code for a protein of 277 amino acids. Gene Ontology annotation, molecular function: DNA-binding transcription activator activity, RNA polymerase II-specific; transcription cis-regulatory region binding. The transcript has 4 exons. Gene Ontology annotation, cellular component: RNA polymerase II transcription regulator complex. Lineage: Eukaryota; Fungi; Ascomycota; Dothideomycetes; Pleosporales; Cucurbitariaceae. The record is from RefSeq and is a predicted model, not a curated record.
AUGAGCCGAACCCUCUAUCCCUCGAUCCGCAGUGAUACUGGGUAUAACAUGCAACAGCCCGGCGCUCAGGACCUUAACAAGCCGACCAUAGAGAUGAGUUUAAGAGAGCAUCUCCUUGCUGCUGGCGCCGGCCAACCCAGCGUGCAGCCUCUGCCACAGCAUCCCCAUACUACCGGCCCGCCGCACGCCAUUGACCCAGCCAUUGCAGGCUCUGCCUACCAAAUGAGCGCUGGCGACCCCAACGACGGAAACACGAGCGAGGGUCGCUCAAAGGGACGGAGAGAGUUGUCGACUUCCAAGCGUGCUGCGCAGAACCGCGCUGCCCAACGCGCCUUUCGCCAACGCAAGGAAGAGUACAUUAAGCAGCUCAAGGACCAGGUCAAGGAGUUCGAGCAGUUGUGCGAGCUCUACAAGACUCUCCAAACCGAAAACUACCAAUUGCGCGACUACAUCAUCAACCUUCAAUCACGACUACUCGAGACCCAAGGCGAGGUUCCACCAGCCCCCGCUGGCGUCGACCUCAACCGUCCACACGGUGAGCCGCCGAGCUUGAUCCAGAGUCAACAACAGCCACAACAUCAGCAGCCCGAGCAACCACAGCCGCAACAAAGCAGUCCGCAUAGUAACAAUGGAGGUCUCUCUGAGCGCCAAAUUGGAGAGCUCCAGAUGGCGGCACAAGCUGCGGCUGCCGCACAGCACGGCAGUUCUGCGAAUAAGCACUCCAGCACAGAGGGCUCAUACGAGUACGCCGAGAAGCGCCAGAAGGCUGACGACUCACCGCAAGGUCAGCUCCUUUCGCCAUCCUCCGGCUACCCGAACCCAAAUGCUUAUUGA